CUGUACCAAUGGAGAGGAUCGGGGUGGGCGUGGGCAAACGAAUCGUUCCUUCCCGAAGCCAGGGCAACGCCGCGUCAACAAAGAGGCCUCUCGAAAAGAUCACGAUCCAGUAGAAAGUGGUGUGGCUAGUAGUGGAUGGAGGGGGAGAGUGAAGGCGUUGAUUGAUUUCGCUGCUGAGCCAAAACAGCGUGUCGUGUGGUGGGAAGAGAGAGGGAGGAAGGGGCAUCUGUAGAGUUUCCAGAUGAAAGCAGGGGCUGACCUUUCAUGAGAAGAGGGGACCUAAGAUAUUGGCACAUUUUCUAGAGUAGCAGAUUAUCACACAGAAUCAGCCAUGCCGGAAGGAAAAUCAGAUAUGGAGAGGAUUGGCCUCUUCAGUGAAAUGGAAUAUAUUAGCAUCGGGGAUAAAUAUGUGUCACCAUUCAAUCGCCCUUUCAAUGAAGCUGCAAGCAAGAAUAAGCAAAUGUUGCCAGGAGGUAGCAAAGAAAGGUCUGCUACCCAGGCAGGUUACUUUGAACCUGUAUAUUCAAGGGUUUUUGAAGGUGAAAGUUAUUCCAAUCCUGUUCAGCUACGAAGAAGGUAUCGAUUGGCACAGACAAAGAAAAACUUGAGCACUAGAGCCUUCCUUCCCAGUAAUGGAGAUAAAUUUCCUUGCGGUAUAGGAACUUAUUAUGGAACAAUCGGUGGUCCAUGUCCCUACUUCAGUGCACAAAUGAAAGAUAAAUUAGCAUAUGUUCAACCUGGGAAGAAUCUGUACACCAAUCCAGGGAAGAAAGGAACUGGCUAUGGAUAUCCAAAUCUCACCAUCGGUAAACCAUUUGCACAUUCGAUUGAAUUAUAUGACGUAGGAAGAAUAAACUUUAAGAAAACCUCUGAUGAACACCACCGUCUGAUGAAAGGUGGCCCUUUCAAAUUGAAUCUUUAUCCCCGGGAGUAUUUUGAUAUGAAUCCUUACCACGAUGACCAGCCUUUGCCACCAGCAAAGAAAACACCUCCAGAAAUACCAGUUCGCAACCCCUUUAAACCAACUUCACCUGGCAAAAAGCCAGGGGGCAUGAAAGCAGGCACGUUUGAUCCUUUCCCACUUCAUACAGCAGACCCCUACAACGUUAAAUUGCCUAAGCCUAUCACAACCAAUAAGCAAGGACGAAUAUUUAAUCCUCCCUCUGGAACAAAGAGCAGACCAAUAAGAAGCAUUAUGGCUUCAAAUGUUGAAAAAUCAAUAAAUGUAACGAACUACACAAAUCCCCAAGUGAUGUCAUAUUAGCUGCAUGAAAGCUAAGCAAAUGAUCUCUAGACACUACAAACAAUAGCAUUUGAACAGUUCAAGGGCACCUGAAUAAAUAAAUUUUUUGUGACUGAGGGAGGUGUGUCAAUUAUGGCAACCCCUUGUAACAACUGUAUCCUGCUUAUUAAUAUAUUUUAUAAAUAUGCAAACAAAUGGAUAAUAUAUUUACAAAUAAUGUUUAUAAAACGUGAACUAUAUUUUGAUAUACAUUUUAUUUAGGAUGUAUAUAUUAGGUGUGUAUUUGAAUAAAUUAUACUGUAUAGCAUUGGCAAAAAUAAACAUGUGCCCUUUGUGUGAUGAA
Molecule: messenger RNA, 1586 nt
Organism: Hemicordylus capensis (graceful crag lizard)
Lineage: Eukaryota; Metazoa; Chordata; Lepidosauria; Squamata; Cordylidae
Gene: CFAP96
Product: chromosome 5 C4orf47 homolog
Exons: 9
Coding region: 332-1264 (310 amino acids)
Cellular component (GO): centrosome
Source: RefSeq, a predicted model, not a curated record